This is a messenger RNA of Hibiscus syriacus, 1515 nucleotides long. RefSeq names its product E3 ubiquitin-protein ligase APD2-like. The transcript has 10 exons. The record is from RefSeq and is a predicted model, not a curated record. Lineage: Eukaryota; Viridiplantae; Streptophyta; Magnoliopsida; Malvales; Malvaceae. Bases 81 to 1487 code for a protein of 468 amino acids.
AUCUUUUCUUAUUUGCGCCCAACUUUAUUUCUUCGUCUUUACUACUACUCUGUUUUUAUACCCUGCUUUUAAGUUUGAAAAUGGAGCAUUCAUCGGACCGUAGUCGACAUGCACCUUCACCACCUCCUCCUUCUAGCUCAGAAGUCCAUGAAGAUGAAGAAAGUAAUGGUGGCCAAAGAACUGGUCAAACCUUGCUUCACCAGGAGCGGCAGCAACAACUUCUAUCUUCUUCUGGGGCAUCUUAUCAUCUCAAUAUAUCAAUAUAUGAUGUUCCAAGUUUUGAUAGGAUUAUGAAUGAUGAUGUUUGGUCUUGCGGUGUUGUUCUUAUUACAUUUUGUUUUUUGGCAUCCAUGAUUAUGAUUAUGGGUUCUUAUGGAUCUCUGACUUUACAAAUGGGUCCAAAUUCCUCAAGCCUUUUACGCUCUAACUCUUUCUUUGUUCAGUCUGUUCAGUUUGAAGAUUUGGAUAAGCAAAAACCUGGGUUAAUGGUGUAUGGAUUUCACAGACCACCUCCUUUAGAUGUUGUAAUCUCCUGGACUGAAACACAUGACAUAAUUGUACCUGCAAAUCUCCACAAGGAGUGGCUGUUCUUCUUAAACAAAGGGUCUCAAGUGAAUAUUUCAUACAUUAUAAGAUCCGCCGGUUCCUUGCCUUUAUCACUUGUCGUUUCCCAAGGUAUUAAAAGCCUUGGUGAGUGGGUAGAAGAUAUAUCACAUCCCAAUACAAGUUUGUCAUGGAAUAUAAUAUAUGGAAAUGGUGGGAUCCAACAGGAAGUUCCCAAGUCUUCUAAUUAUUAUGUUGCUGUGGGAAAUUUCAAUUCUGAGGAAGUCCAGAUACAGUUGAACUUCUCAGUGAAGGCUCUCAUUCAUAACACAAGUCAAGCGUAUUAUAGAUGCUCUUUUGGAGAUCAUUUGUGUGCUUUGGAGCUUUAUUUUCUUGAAGACAUUGUUGUUGUCUUGUCUUCACCUGCUCGGAAUGAGGAAACUCUUAAUAGUAUCUGGUAUGUUAAAGUAUCUUAUGGACCUCGAUGGAUUACAUACGUUGUUGGAUCAGGUGUGAUGACCGUCCUAAUAUUAUUAGCCUUUAAAUUAUGUAAAACGAACCAGAGCAGAGGCGAACCAAGAUUCCAUACUGGAGAGCUGGGAUCAGAACGAGCACCGUUGCUUCCGGAGAAAGACGAUGACAUCGCAAGCUGGGGUUCGUCUUACGAUUCCAUAUCCAACGAUGAGGACAAGGAAGAUCUGCAAACAUGGGAGCAGGCAACCACUAGUCUUGAAGGAAAGCCUUUGAAGGAGCGGGAAAGAAGCAACAAUGAACCUCAGGGUGCUUGUGUCGUUUGCCUCGAUUCUACCAGAGAUUGUUUCUUUCUUCCAUGUGGACAUUUUGCGGCCUGUUUUAUGUGUGGAACAAGGAUUGCAGAAGAAGCAGGCAGAUGCCCAAUAUGUCGGAGGAAGAUGAAGAAAGUUCGGAAGGUGUUUACGGUUUAAGGCAUGACUUGCACUUAACAAUUUAAGA